Patella vulgata (common limpet) is the source of this 2597-nucleotide messenger RNA. RefSeq names its product N-alpha-acetyltransferase 80. Gene Ontology annotation, cellular component: cytoplasm. The transcript is spliced from 5 exons. Gene Ontology annotation, biological process: protein acetylation. The record is from RefSeq and is a predicted model, not a curated record. Lineage: Eukaryota; Metazoa; Mollusca; Gastropoda; Patellidae. The coding region runs from base 60 to 797 and encodes 245 amino acids. Gene Ontology annotation, molecular function: N-acetyltransferase activity; acetyl-CoA binding.
UUGGUUGGGAAAGUAAACAAAUUUUUCAUGAUUUGUUUAUAUUCUGAAAGUUAAAAGAAAUGGAAUCAAAUAUUCAGGUUUUUCUUCUGCAUGAACAUAAAAAAUAUCUUGACGGAACAGCAGAAUUGAUAAAUACUUACUGGUCAAGGAGUAAGGCUGCAAGACUGUGGACAUUAGAAAAAUCAUGUGAUAAACUUCCAUGUAGUAUAAUUCUAGUACUGACAGAGAAUGGUAAAGAAGAGGUCAUAGGUCACAGUCGAAUUUUGGAAGCUCAAGGUGUAGAUAAUGCCUGUUAUGUUGAAACAGUGGUUGUAAAAUCAGAUUUACGAGGUAGAGGUUUUGGUAGAAGAAUGAUGGAAGAAUCAGAAAAAUUUGCUAGUUGUAAGGGCUAUAAACAGAUGUUUCUAAAUACAAUUGAUAAAGAAAAGUUUUACAGUCAUCUAGGUUAUACAGAAAGCCAUCCUGUUAUUACAUUAGGAGCUAAUGCCAGUAAACUACCUCAACAUAUGAUAGACAAAUUAACACAAUCUACAACCAGAUGUACAAAAAGUACACCUACCCUACCUCCCUCAACAGCCACUACUCUACCACCACCAUCAAAUACAGUUGCUGCUCCUCACCAUCCGAACCCAAAUGGGUUUACUACUGUGGCCCCACCUCCACCCCCUCCCCUACCUCCUACAUCAAAGAAAUGUCAACCAACAGAAGGAUGUAAUAGACAUGUAAUGGAACUGUGUUGUGAUCCAUCUAAAGUAACUUGGAUGAGAAAAGAUUUAAUCCCUAAAGUAUCUUCCUAAGCUAUAUUAAAUUAUAUUUAUAGCAGGUCUUUCAUGAGUUAACAACAGGUUUAACACCUCAGCCUACGGCCUCUGUGAUUAACGAAUGAAGCGUGCUAUAAAUAACUUGUAACAUUUACACCUGCUCAACAUGCUCGUUGUUAUUGCACAGAAAAACCCACCCCACUUCUCUAUAUGAUUUCUACUUAAACUGGCAUGGACAAGUAAAAGUGUGCAAUAACAUUGAAAAUGUCUAGUUAUUGCACAGUUGAGCUCCAGCCAGUCUACUAGAGGAAAACAAUCUGCUUAUUCAACGAAAAGAACAAAGUAGGAUUUCCCAUCCAUGUUACAAGAAUAAUUAUCUUUGUCACUCAAGAGCACAAUGUGCAACCCUUGAUAUGAAUUUUAAAAAUUAAAUGAAGUAAAUCGGUUCAGUAGUCUCAUUGAUCCACCUUUCUGCUAGUACUGAAAUGGGUUAAAGUGUGGUUAAACUACAUUUGGUACAAAUUUUGACUCAUAGCCUUUUAAGUUACGCUCAUACUGGGUAUACUAAAGUAAAGUUUCUUAAAGAUAAAAAUAUUAAUAUUAAGUGCAAAGCCGUUUUGUGAUGAAAUGAAUCCUGAUUACAUAGAACAGCGAAAACCCUCAAAAUGAACAAUAUGAUCAUUAAGUUUAAUACAUGGAUUUUUAUAACUGUGCCUAAUUUAUUCUGAUUGUCAAUCACUUAUGUUUAUGAUAUAUUAUAUAUUUUUUAAAUGAGUCUAUACAUAUUUGUAUUAUGAUUGGCUUUAGCUAAAGUCCUUCUAUCUAGAAGUCAAAUUUGAGAUAAUUGGUGUAUGCCAUCAUCGAGAAUUUCAAAAUCACUCAACAACUAUUUUAGCUUAAGUAUGACGUAUGGAUUGUUAGCGUUGUGAUCAGAUGUUGCAUUUAGAAUUGCUACAUUUAAGUGUAUUUCUCAAAUCAACCAUAUAAGCAGCAAAAGAAACCUCAGGCUGGUAUGUUACUCUGAAUAGAGCAUUGCAUAAAACUUGCCAUAUGUUUUUAUUGUAUAUUUGUGACCACAUCUCCAACUUUACCUGAGCAAUAAGGCUCCUUCCUAAACACAGAAUUGAACCCAGGAAAUGUUCUCAAAAAUACCAUGACUCAUGACAGGUCAGAGGAAACAGGUGCUUGGAAGACUUGCCAAUAACUUCCAGGUCAAUGUUCGGACCAUCUACAGGCUUCAGCAACGCUUUUGGGCCACCAACACCACGGAUGAUCGCCUCCGAACUGGUAGACCAAUGGUUGCCACAAGGCGACAAGACGGCCAUGUUGUGCGACAGCACAUGCAGAAUCCCUUCACACAGCCAUCUGAGACAGCACGUGAGACAGUGAGAACACACGGAAGACCCAUCAGUACCGAUACAGUGCGCCGACGUCUCACCAGAGAGAACAUCCAUUGCAGUAGAACUUAGCACGGACUCUCCUCGCCAUCGACGUCAACGUCUACAGUUUGCUCAACAACACCAGAACUGGCAACACAGGCAAUGGAUCGUCUGAUCCACUUCAUGUACAGACGCUGCGCUGCUGUGCUGCUGUUAUUGACACUCGCGGUACUGAUACUGAUGUAUAGACUGUGUACAGACUCUAAACCUUCUCGUAAUGUGUUGGAAUUGUGAUGAAUUAAUCACUUAAUGUGUCAACAUACUGUUCACAAAAAAUUGCUUUGAUCCAUUUAGUAAGUCUUUUUCUAGAAUGAUUUGAUUAAAGUGCCUCUCUGAUUUUGAAAUCGUACUGAGGUUUUUUUUUUGCUGUUUAGUAUAUAAAAGUCCUGCAAUUCUA